This is a messenger RNA of Notodromas monacha, 459 nucleotides long. The record is from the annotation of a GenBank genome assembly. Lineage: Eukaryota; Metazoa; Arthropoda; Ostracoda; Podocopida; Cyprididae.
AUGAAAGAAGAAGAAGAAGAAAAAACCCUGUUGAGGUCGGCGAAGGGCUCAGGAAAUGGCCGACAAGGACUUGGCAUCCCAUACCGCGGUGACCUUGACUUCAGGCGGGGAUACGCCACAGCUCGGUGGCAAGCAAGAGCGAGAACAAUAUUCGCGAAGAUGGCGUCCUGCCUUCGAUGCAUGUUUCAGCUGACGAUACCUGGUCUGAUAUUCUACGCGGGUGUUCUGGCUGCGCAGCGGUCUGUAGUGCCACCAGGUGUGCCUACACCCGCUGAAAUCUACAAGGAUGUCACUGGCGAGGAAAUGCCGACUGUGAGCCCCACUGAAGUGUGGGAGGCUGCCUCAGGUACUGCGUCGUCAGACGAAAAUGCGUCCGAAACCAAUUCGAAGAAGGAUUUGUACUUGUUUUUUUUUUUUAACGGGGUCGACGAACAUCAUACGCACCAGCGGCAUCUAUAA